Messenger RNA from Cucumis sativus (cucumber), 767 nucleotides. RefSeq names its product acanthoscurrin-2. The record is from RefSeq and is a predicted model, not a curated record. The transcript is spliced from 2 exons. Bases 30 to 767 code for a protein of 245 amino acids. NCBI's taxonomy places the organism in Eukaryota, Viridiplantae, Streptophyta, Magnoliopsida, Cucurbitales, Cucurbitaceae.
UUUACAUAAGAGUGUGGGUGGAAGAGAUUAUGAAGUCCAAAGGUUUUGUAUUUGUGUGUCUUCUUCUUGUGUCUGCUUUGGUUGUUUCGUGGGCUAUAGAAUCCCACACUGAGUCAACCCAGGAUGAGCAACAAGUGAAUCUAGCCCAUGACUUAGAAGAGCCUAAAUAUACACAUGGCGGCGGUGGCAGUUAUGGAGGAGGCGGCGGAGGGUCUAGUGGAGGAGGAUCUAGCGGUGGCGGUUAUGGAGGCGGUGGUAGCCAUGGUGGAGGUGGGUCUGGUGGUGGCGGUCAAGGCAGUGGAGGAUCUGGCGGAGGCGGUCAAGGAGGCAGCGGUGGUGGAGGUUCCGGCGGCGGAGGCAGUUAUGGAGGAGGUGGGAAAGGAGGAGGAGGUGGGAAAGGCGGAGGAGGAGGGGGUAGUGGAUCGAGCGGUGGUGGUAAAGGGGGCGGAGGAAGUGGGUCCGGAGGAGGGGGGAAAGGUGGAGGAGGUAGUGGAUCGAGCGGUGGUGGUAAAGGGGGCGGAGGAAGUGGGUCCGGAGGAGGUGGGAAAGGCGGUGGAGGAGGAGGGAAAGGGGGCGGAGGCGGUGGAUAUGGGGGAGGAGGAGGGAAAGGGGGCGGAGGCGGUGGAUAUGGAGGAGGAGGAGGGAAAGGGGGCGGAGGCGGUAAAGGCGGAGGAGGAGGAGGAGGGGGAGGGUAUGAAGAUAGGGAGUAUAAAAAGGGAGGAGACGGAAGCGAAGGUGGAUGGAAAGGCAACGGUGGUGGAAAGUGA